This is a messenger RNA of Prunus dulcis (almond), 2577 nucleotides long. Its product is annotated as polyadenylate-binding protein 8-like. Gene Ontology annotation, cellular component: ribonucleoprotein complex; cytosol; cytoplasmic stress granule. The transcript is spliced from 9 exons. The record is from RefSeq and is a predicted model, not a curated record. Bases 431 to 2392 code for a protein of 653 amino acids. Gene Ontology annotation, molecular function: poly(U) RNA binding; poly(A) binding; mRNA 3'-UTR binding. Lineage: Eukaryota; Viridiplantae; Streptophyta; Magnoliopsida; Rosales; Rosaceae.
UAGUGCAGUUCUUCCAGCUGCCCGCAGCAGGAAAAAAACAAUCUUCCCUAUUUUCUUUCCUUCCCUUUCUCUCUCUACAUUUCUCUCUCAUCACCCACAGACUUAUCUCACGCGCCGCCACCCACCGGCGGCCUCUGCCACCCUCCGUCGGAUCUCCGACUAUUUAUCCCUCCACUCCCUUCCCUCUCCUCCCUACCAAAUAAACGAAAAAAGCAACAAAAAAAAAAGACUGAGUUUUUCCUUUUCCUCAGCGGUUUUUUAUCGAGCAGUUGGAGAGCGUUUAGUAGUUAGUGUCUUUGUUGGCUUAUUUUAUCUUCCUCGGAUUUUCUGGUGCUGAAAUAACAAAGAGGAGAGGGAAGAUUAUCGGAAAACUAAAGAAAAAAUUCAAAAAUUUUGAAAAGAAAAAAAAAUUUAGGCUUUUCUGUUGAAGAUGGCGCAAGUUCAGGUCCAGACUCAGAAUGCGAACGCAGCAGCGGCGGCUGCGGCUGCGGCGAACGGUGGUGCGGCCAACCAGUUCGUGACGACGUCGCUUUAUGUUGGGGAUCUUGACCAGAACUUUACAGAUUCGCAGCUCUACGACCUGUUUAACCAGCUGGGUCAGGUGGUUUCGGUUAGGGUUUGCAGGGACUUGUCCACCCGGAGGUCGCUUGGCUAUGGGUAUGUCAAUUAUAGCAACCCACAAGAUGCUGCUAGGGCAUUGGAUGUUUUGAACUUCAGUCCUGUGAAUGGAAGGCCCAUUAGGAUUAUGUAUUCUCAUCGUGAUCCUAGUAUCCGCAAAAGCGGGGCUGGAAACAUAUUUAUUAAGAAUUUGGACAAAGCUAUUGAUCACAAAGCCUUGCAUGAUACCUUUUCUGCAUUUGGAAACAUCCUUUCUUGCAAGGUGGCUACAGACCCCUCCGGCCAGUCAAAAGGCUAUGGCUUUGUACAAUUCGACAAUGAUGAAGCUGCCCAAAAAGCUAUAGAGAAGUUAAAUGGUAUGCUUUUAAAUGAUAAGCAAGUUUAUGUAGGGCCUUUCCUCCGCAAGCAGGAAAGGGACGGUGUUUCUGACAAGUCAAGAUUCAACAAUGUUUUUGUAAAGAAUCUAUCAGAAUCAACUACUGAGGAAGACUUGGACAAAAUUUUUGCUAAAUUUGGAAAAAUCACUAGCGUAGUGGUGAUGCGGGAUGCAGAUGGAAAAUCGAAGUGCUUUGGGUUUGUCAAUUUUGAAAACACUGAUGAUGCUGCUAGAGCUGUUGAGGAUCUAAAUGGAAAGAAAUUUGAUGACAAGGAGUGGUAUGUUGGGAAGGCCCAGAAGAAAUCUGAAAGGGAAAAUGAAUUGAAACAACGAUUUGAACAGAGCAUGAAAGAGGCAGCAGACAAGUAUCAAGGGGCAAACUUGUAUGUUAAAAAUUUAGAUGAUACCAUAGGUGAUGAGAAACUUAAGGAACUGUUCGCUCCAUUUGGUACUAUUACCUCAUGCAAGGUCAUGCGAGACCCUAGUGGAAUAAGUAGGGGAUCAGGUUUUGUUGCAUUCUCAACUCCUGAAGAGGCAAAUAGAGCUCUCUUGGAAAUGAACGGCAAAAUGAUUGUAAGCAAACCUCUCUAUGUUGCACUUGCACAACGAAAAGAAGAUAGAAGAGCAAGGUUGCAGGCCCAGUUUUCUCAAAUGCGGCCAGUUGCAAUGGCACCUUCAGUUGCUCCUCGUAUGCCAAUGUACCCUCCUGGUGGUCCGGGUCUUGGACAACAAAUAUUCUAUGGUCAAGGUCCACCUGCUAUCAUUCCUUCCCAGCCUGGAUUUGGGUAUCAGCAGCAGCUUGUUCCUGGUAUGAGGCCUGGUGGGGCUCCCAUGCCAAAUUUCUUUGUGCCAAUGGUUCAGCAGGGGCAGCAAGGGCAGCGCCCUGGUGGCAGACGUGGAGGCUCUGUUCAGCAAAACCAGCAACCAGUUCCGAUAAUGCAACAGCAGAUGCUUCCAAGGGGGCGUGUCUACCGUUACCCAUCUGGUCGCGGUUUACCUGAUGUUCCCAUGCCUGGUGUUGCUGGAGGCAUGUUUUCUGUUCCAUAUGACAUGGGUGGCAUGCCAAUGCGUGAUGCAGCACUGUCUCAACCAAUUCCAAUAGGGGCUUUGGCUACUGCUCUUGCAAAUGCUACACCGGAGCAGCAAAGAACGAUGCUGGGUGAGAAUCUUUACCCACUCGUGGAACAGCUGGAACCUGAGAAUGCAGCCAAGGUUACAGGCAUGCUUCUGGAGAUGGAUCAGACAGAGGUUCUGCAUUUGCUGGAGUCACCUGAAGCUCUGAAAGCAAAGGUAGCUGAGGCUAUGGAAGUUCUGAGGAAUGUUGCUCAGCAGCAGCAAGCUGGCAAUGCAGCUGAUCAACUUGCCUCAUUGUCACUCAAUGAAAACCUGGUGUCUUGAGAGUUUUUUCUUUCGCAUGAUGGAUUGAGACUCAAGUAGGUGUGUGGUUUUGAUAGUGUUUGAGAGGAGUUUCUUGCGUAGGUACUAGAAACUGGUUUUUGUCUGUUCCAUGAGCUUUUGGAGUUUAUGUUGAGAUUGUGACGUUUAUGCAUAAAUAUUUCUAUGCACAUCUGUUGCUUUCCUUA